Messenger RNA from Macadamia integrifolia, 1310 nucleotides. RefSeq names its product remorin 1.4-like. The transcript has 6 exons. Lineage: Eukaryota; Viridiplantae; Streptophyta; Magnoliopsida; Proteales; Proteaceae. Bases 133 to 1113 code for a protein of 326 amino acids. The record is from RefSeq and is a predicted model, not a curated record.
UAAGAUCAAUACAACCUUCACAAACCUUCCUUUCUGGGUUUUCCCUUCAAAUAAGCAUACCCACCAUACCUGUCUAACUUCACUAUCUCCUCUCUGAAACUCUGAAAGGAUUUGUCACAGUGGCUUUACAAAAUGGAUGUUUUGCUUAAGCAAAUGAGGGUGAGAUUUUCUGGUGUUGAACAGGGUAGCCAACAAGACCCAAACAGUACAAGAGAACGAAGAAUUCCACUACAGAAAACUAGUUCCUUCAAAGGAGACAGGAAGAAACAACAAAACUGGUUCCGAAGGCAAUUCUCUCGUGAAACAAGCCGAGAUUAUGGUACUAGUGAUGAUGGCGAGUAUGCAACUGCUAUUGCUGCUGCUGCAUUUGCCAUCAACUCACUCGAAGAAGCAGAGUUGGUGGAUAAGAAAAAGAUCAGAGAGGGAUUGGAAAAGUUUCCCACUAGGUCCAAUAGCAAAAAGGAAGGUGCAGCUCUGCAGCCAGACGCUGGUAGAAUAUCCAGAAGAUUUACAGGCAAGCAAUCGAAAGCAGACGAACAACUGGAUGCUGGUAGAAUAUCCAGAAGAUUUACAGAAAGGGUGGACCAGAGAAUACCAGAGAUUGCUGUCACGAGUGAAAAGAAACCACAAGAAGCUCCCUCUAGAGUUCCAACUAUUAAGAGGAAACCAACAACUGCCGAAGAAGUGGAUACACAGCCAAGGCCAAUUCCUCUACCCACGGCAAUAUCAUCACUCCCUGCAGCUGGAGAUGACAAGUGGAGGGAGAGCUCAACAAGAACAGGUCCACAAUCUAAAGCAGAUGCUUGGAUGGAAGCCAAGAUGGCCAAGAUUCAAAAGAGUUAUGAUAAGAUGAAUUCCACAAUUCUAUCGUGGGAGGAUGAGAAGAAGAAGAAAGCUAAACACCAACUGAACAUGAAAGAGAGCAAAUUAGAACAGAGAAGGGCAAGAGCCUUGCAACAAUUCCGCAUUGAGAUGACAAGGAUUGAUCAGGUAGUUGGAGGAGCAAGAACACAGGUUGAGGAAAGGAAAAGAAUGGAUGAGCUCAAGGCAAAAGAGAAGGCAGAUAAAAUCAGAGCAACAGGAAAGGUCCCUGCCACGUGUUUCUGUUGCUAAAGCACUAAUAGCAAUGAUGCACUAGGCUUUAAAAAUGUAAAAAAGAAAAACUUAUUUCUCUUAAGCUGUAGAAAUGUAAACUCUUAAUCAUGGCAUGAUGGAAAAUGUAUUCUGAGCAUCAUAGAAAUACAUCUGGAUACAAUCCAACCUUCAGGAUCAGAAAGGACAAAUUGACAAUAAACUAGUUUUGAAUUAAC